AGGGAGAGUGAGACAGAGAGUGCUUGAGAGACCUUGAAAUGGGGAGAGACAAAGACCGAAAUGUAAGAUAAGUCAUGGGAGGGAUAAAAAAAAAAGAGGCAAGGUAGAAAAAGCGAAGAAGGAAGAUAAAUGAAGAACUAGAUAGAGAGAAAGAGGGAGAGAAAGAGAGAGAGAGGGAGAGAGAAAGAGGGAGAGGGGAAAGAGAGAGAGGAGGGAGAUAGAGGAUAUUGGCAAUGGGCGGGAGAGAAUUAGGCGACUCCUGUGCUACUGUGUUUUGCCAGCACAAUCUCUGCUCGUUUUGUCUAAGCAAUACAACUUCACAGGGUACUGAGAAACCAGCAUCUUUGUAUUCUCACACGAUGGACCUUCCAGGUAACUAUCUAUUUCACUUGUAUACAUGAUGUAUUGUUGGUCUCUUUAAGGGGAAUGGUACCCUUACAUCGGGGACAGUGACAUGUUGGCAAUUCCUGACCAGGAAGUUCAUCAAAGGGCUUCUGUUAUUAUUAACUUUACAUGAAGAUUUGUUGCAGGGAUUCAGGUUAGAGAUUGAAGAGAGAAUUGGUUGUUUUUUUUUUUUUUAUUAUUAUUAUUUUUUUUAAGGUGUUGUGUUGAUUUAUUAAUUGUCCGCAUAAUAAUUAUAACAGGCAGCCGAUCUAAGACACCGUAAAUGGCCUUGAGUGAAGUUUAGAAAUGAAAGGUUUUAGGGAACUUUAGAAAACGUGCUGCAUGUCUUAAAUACAGAAUAUGUCUUUCAUACGUCUUAUCGCCGGGGUUUAUUCUUAGAUGUGGGUCAUGUAAUGCUGGAAGUAUUAGCUGACAGAUAGAUACAUAGUUGAAUGUGUUAGACACAGUAUUUGUUUACAUGUGGAAACAUUGCAGUUAUAUGUUUAUCUUCUACUGACUGUAAACCUCUAUCAGUGCCAUAUGGUCGAGCAAAUCUUGUGACUGGGACAUUGCAAGAAAUAUCUGUGGAAUAUUUCCUCAUCCGAUAGAAUGAAGCUAUUUUAGUAUUGAGUGAGCAGGCAGACUGAACUAGAAUGUAAUAAAACAGAUUAUUGAAGAGGCAGUUAAUCGGAAUGAAAUUCACUCAUUAAGUGUUCUGUUGUAAAUGGGCAUUGGCUAGCAUGUCUUUAAGUUACUUCCAUACUUUGAUUACAAUAAUUCUUACACCAUGGAGUUAUUUUCUUUUAAGGUUCAAGUCAACAAGAAAACUGAAGAGUCUUCUCCAGGUAGAAGUCUUCAGAAAGCUAUUAAGGAAAAGCCUGUGCGAGUCCAUCUGCUGGAAUCAGGGCUGCCCCCCCACUCUGAUUCCUGAUUGCUGUAGCAGGAUGCGUCUAGGGAAGAAUGGUACAAGAGACAGAACCAGGGCAGCACCGAGGAUUCUCAAAUGGGAACAGUGCUGGGGCUUCCUGCGACUUGCUAAAGUGGUGUUGUCCGUGAUGCUGAUGUGUGCGCCACCUAGAGUGAGUGCUCAGAAUGACACGGAGCCUAUCGUACUGGAAGGAAAGUGCCUGGUGGUUUGUGAUUCCAAUCCUUCCUCGGAUGGAGCCAUCACCUCAUCCCUGGGUAUCUCAGUGCGCUCUGGAAGUGCCAAAGUGGCAUUCUCAGCUAUUAGGAGCACCAACCACGAACCCUCUGAGAUGAGCAAUCGCACCAUGACUAUUUAUUUCGAUCAGGUAUAUGAUAACAUUUCUCUAUGUGGUUGAACGAAAACCCAUGAUAAGAGUCUUUAUGCAGAGCUACCUGUGUGCACGAACUCGCUGUGCCUAGUAGAACAUCUGGAAACAGACCAGCAAACAACUGGUGUGUCUGUAUAUCUGUAGACAUGUGAGUGUAUGCGUGUUUGCGUGUGCAUGUGUUUUUGUGGCUGUAUAAGUGGCUGGCAUUGUGUGAGUACGGCUGUGUGUGAGUGGCUUUGUGUGUGUUUUUAGCUGUAUAUGUGACUGGACUUCUAUGUCUGUAACUGUGCGUUUGACUGUGCGUGUGUCUGUGUGUUUGGCUGUGUAUGUGGCUUUGUGUGUCUGUGUGUGGCUGUGAAAAAGUCUACUUAACUGGGAGUAAGCCUCGGAGUAAGAAGUCAAGUGCAUGGGAGACAUGAACUCAUGAUAAGUUAGACUCCCAAUUCACACUUAGGAAAAGGUGUUGUAACUUCACCCUAGAUCUGUAUGUAUUCUGUAUCUAGCCCUUCACUUCAAACCUGUCAGCAAUCUGAUAGUAGAACAAUAUGCGAUUUUGGAGAAGGUUAUCUAAAAUGAUUUUGGUUCAUACCUAGAGUGGUGUGGGAGGAAAGAUAGAUUUGCGCAAGUAAAAAAAAGUCACACAUGCAGAUGAUGUCAGAUGCUGAACAUCUGGUACAUAUGCGAUUUAACCCUUUCAGAGUGAAUGAGUCCGAGUUUAUGUUUGCCAAGAUCUACUGGACUUUCUGAUAUUAAACUAUAAAACAAAAAGCAAAGAGAUUUAUUGUAGCAUUAUGUAUUGAUUCCUUUUCCCCAAUUGUAUUAAUGAGCUCAUCCCUCAUUCUAGUAUCUUUCUGGUUUUUAAUAAAACAAUAAUUAAGAGAAUGCGACCAUCAAUCCAUCAGAAUACUUAUUGAUCAUUCUAAACGUUUAACCCAAUGUUUUACUGAUACAUGAUACAUGUUAGCUUAACUGGCAUCUCAGGAUCUGCACACUUGCUGUUAUGUGAACAAACUCCUAAGAAUUGACUUAAAUAUUGAAAGCGACAACAAAAUCCAUAUGCAUGUAUCAUAGCAUGAAAGAGCGGCAGGAAGGUGCUAAAAUUCAACCCCGAUGGAUUUUUGACUCAUUGUCAUUGGCUUAAUGAUGACACAACCUGGGUAUAUGGAGCCUGCGGUUUUAGAUUAAUUAACGUUGAGCUGUGCCAUAUCCAGACAGAUCUCUGCUGUCAGAUCUCUACAAAUGCUUUGAGACUAUGAUAUUCAGGCUUCAAAACUAUAAGACUGGAUUUCUUUUCAGAUAAAAGCUUGCAACCUCUCACUGCUGGAUACAUAUUUAAUACAGAUCAUACAUUUUGAUAAAACCUUAAAUGCUUCUUACAAUGGAAUUUGAACAAUAAACAGUACAUUGUAAUACAUUUAAAUCAGAAUUGUAACAUUUACACACACACACACACACAAAUAAAACAACAAAAUGUCUCCAAAACAGCAAUAUUCACUGCUAGAUUAUUUUAGACUUUAUGUUGCGAUUCUGUGUUUAUGUCACUGUUUAGUAAAUAAAUACAAAAACGUCCAAUUCACUAAACAGCAAACCAUAGACACUUGAGAAGAAAAUUGCAAUAUUUACAUCGAAAAUGAAAGUUUAAUGAACAAGAAAAACGAGUCUUCUAAAUCGGAAACCUUUUUCUUACAAUCCGUUUUUUUGUUUUUUUUGUAAGUUGAUUCUCAAUAAGGUCAAUAAAUGAUUCUGUAUUACUUUUGGGAUAUUAAAAUUAGGUAAUUAAGUAUCCAUAUUAUAUAGAGAACAUUUAAUACACGUACAGUAUAGUGAAACCUCACAGAGAUAAGGUAUAAACGUGUACAGCAAAAUUAACCUUAUUGUGUACACAGACACAUACACAGACACAUACACAGACACAUACACACACACCACUCUGUCAGAGACACACACAUACCAUACACAACAUGAGUCUAUUGAAUAAACUGAAGUUUGGUCAGCCCGUUUGCACAAUGUGGACUAAUUAAGAGUUAAGUCAAGACAUCAACUUUACUGAGAUUGUUGUGCAAUUAAGCACUUUUUGCCUAAAAUCUCCACCUCAUUUACCAACACGAUGUUUAAACUUUAUUAGAAUCUAUUCAUCAAACUCCGAGUUGUGUGGAAUGAGAUCCGACCACAGUUUGAGGAAACUUAACAAAAAGCUCAUUUUAUUAAACUAUAGGAGAUUUUUUUUCCCACCAAUUAAGCUAAAUGUUCUUAAUUUUGCUUACAGGUUUUUAAAUGACCCAAAUUCGCUUAGUGAAUAGGCAGGAUGGAAACAUUUCAAAUGAUCUGGUCUUUUGUUUUAACCCAUUCUUCACCCAACCAGUUAAAACAUUUUUUUUUAAAAUAAAUAUAGUUUACACUAAUUUACAUAAUUUUUGAAGAACGUUUAUUUCAACAAUUGCAGAAGUAUUCUACCAAUUUUGCAGUGAAUUUGUAGCUUUAGAAGCUCAUUAAACACGAUUAGAGUGCUUCCGUUAGAGAAAGCCAUACGUUAUCUUAAAAGCUUGCACUCAAAUCCACCUCUGCUGAUCAAUAGCUAACUUGUAUACGGUUAAUAAUCUUAACUGUACAUAAGUACUAAAUCAAUUUAAGCAUUAUAAACUUCAUUGAGUAAAAUUGUUUUUGUACGUCCAAUAAACGUACUGCUAAUUCAUCAUGAUAUCCAUUUUUAGACAAUAGGUGCUUGAUAUUUAUGUAUGUGUCUAUUCUUUUUUUUUUUUUAGGUCUUAGUAAACAUUGGAAAUCACUUUGACCUUGCAUCCAGUGCAUUUGUAGCCCCCAGAAAAGGGAUAUACAGUUUCAGUUUCCACGUGGUUAAAGUGUACAACAGACAGACUAUCCAGGUGAGUUGGAACAAAAAUACCAUUAAUGCAAUUCUUUUCUAAGGAUCAGAUCAUUAGAUGAGACUAUAACUUGAUUGACACUUCAUACAGUCAUAAUGUUCAAUCUGGCAUUGCGACAGAACCUGGUGGAGUACAAAAUAUAAUUGUAACCACAUCUCAAUUUAGACACCGACUCACGAUGUACAUUAAUAAUGAGUUCUAUAACAUUUCUUUCUCUUACAGGUAAGUCUAAUGCAAAAUAACUACCCGGUGAUUUCAGCCUUUGCUGGAGAUCAGGAUGUUACAAGGGAAGCAGCCAGCAAUGGUGUCCUUCUGCACAUGGAGAGAGCUGAUAAAGUCCACCUAAGACUGGAGAGGGGCAACCUCAUGGGUGGGUGGAAGUAUUCAACCUUUUCUGGCUUUUUAGUUUUUCCACUAUAAAGAGGAGAUGGAGGGGUCAAGUUCUGGAGAAGUAGCAAAAAGGAUUCAGCUGUCAAUGUAGCCAUUAACCUGGUGGGACAAGAUUUUAUUCUCCAACCAUCCCUCCCAGAGUGUCUCUGUAGAAGAAUGAAUUAUCUUCUAGGUAAAAUAUUUUCUUUGAUAUCGACAUUUCCUUGGGAAAACUGCGCCUCUAAUUAGUUUUAGACGACAGUGAUCUUUAGGAUAAAUGAAAUUAUCGACCUGAGCAAUUUGUACCCGUGAUUGUAAAGUCAAUAUCGGAAUUUAUUGUUGGGAUCAUUGACUUUUUUUUGUUGUUGUUCUGAGACAAAUACUCGGACCACACAGGUGAUGUCAAGAAACACAAACAGAAGAUCAAAAAAAAAAAAGAUAUCAAAAAUUAAUAAUAAUAAUUCUGAAUAAGUGUUCUCGCAAUGCUUUCUUUAGUGUCUGUAUAGCCUUAAGAAAAGAAUGGCUUCAGUCUCAGUAAUGUAUAAUUUUGGGGGAUUUCUGGACAUGACUGUGUCAAGAAGUGCUUUAUACACAGAAGCAAAUUUUGCACGAUUGGAAUUGACCUAUUUCGUUUUGUGUUGUUGAUGUAUUUCUUGAUAUUUGCUUUCAGGGUACUGAAAAUGUACAUUAGGUUGACCAAUACGAUAAAUGAUAUCGCUGUAAAUCAAAGUAAAAGCUUCUAAAUGUCUUUUCUUUGAAAUGUGUUUGCAUUAGUGCAUAUACUUCCAUUAACAAUCAAGUUUAGGGAUGGACGAUACCAAGAUGAAAAUACUAGUCAUAUGGGAAAGGCAUAUGCAGAGACCACAAUCUUUCACUGAAGGUUAAAGAUGGACCAUACCAAGUUGAAUUUUCUGUAUGGGAGAGAAUAACACGGGAAGGCAGAUUUUUGGAGACAACUGCCUAUCAUAUGCUUAUUGCCUCUCUUUUAGUUCACCAUCUGUAACCAGAUGCUCAUAUUCAAUUUUUCAGUAACUGUGGGGAAUAUAUGUGAGACUACACCUCAAAGCACUUUUCUUUUAUUUUACUAAAUUCAAAUAAAAUAUUUGAUAUUCUUAUACACCAUAUUAUGUUAAAGAAAUGGCAUAACUGGUGUAUUAAGCAUAUUUUUGGCGACAUUAAUGUUUUUACCUUAGGCUCUAAAUUAUCAAUGUAAGCAGACAAUACAUUAAGCAGUAAGACCACACAUAAAUGGGUUCACCACUAGGGGGAAGUGCAGAAGCUGAUUUAAAGGUGGUAAAAGUCAUCUGACUGUGGUAUGUUUGCUUUCUGCGAUGUGUGAGGCAUUGGAUGGUAUAUUCCCAAAAGUAUUGAAAGUCAGGGCUUUUGUUCGGAGAUGAAAUGUGUUCUAUGGUUCUCCAGAAGAGAGAGACUAUAUUCAAAAGCAUAAAGGAUGUAAAUAAAUAAAUAAUGUUUUCUGUAACAUAGAGGAUUCUUAUAAAAAAAAACCUUUCUCAUUUUUUUUCAUUUUCAAUUCCUCAGUGUCUAAAACAAAAAAUAUAAAUGAACUGAAAUUGUAGGUUUCUAAGUUUUAAUCUGAUUAAAAAUAAGCUAUUUUAUAAAGCUAUAUUACACAGAUGUGGUCUGGACAAGGAAGCACAAAGAAUUUCAAUAUUCAGCAAUUAAAAUAAUUUGCAUACUUAAAAAAAGUUAAAAACAAGUCACAAAGGUAUGUCAAUAACAGUAUCCUUGUAACAAUGACCUUCUUAGAUGAAAUUUCCUUCCAUAUUAAGAAUAGAUGGAUUAGGGAGCUUCUAAGUCUUUCUUACUGGUUCUUUCUUUAUCUCAGAACAACUGUGUUUAUAAUGUGCUUCACAACCAUAUGUUUGGCAUUUUUGUGAUAUUUAUCAGUGGGUACCUUAAUUCAUAUUUAUAUUGCAGGAAACCAAUGUUUGUAUUUGACAGUUUCUCUGAUUAGUAUAAUAUACAUUCAUACACACACACACACACACACACACACACACACACACACACAUAUUUAUUAAUAUAUAUAUAUGUAUAUAUAUAUAUACACACACACACACACACACACACACACACACACACACACACACACAUACAUACAUGCAUACACAAACACAUACACACAAUAUUUUGCCAUUAAGUAUUACAGGUUUCAUAGCUUUCGGUUUUUCAAAAUCUUGUUAGGAAUUAGCACUGGAUUUAUGAAAUAAAAUAAGAGAUGUAAUUAAACUUGGUCCCCUUAAAGCAAAUUGUGUGUACAUCAAAUGGUCAAAUGGUGUUCCACACAGAAUAUACAAUUCACCUAUACAUUACUAGAUCACAAUAUACAUUUUAUCCAGAUAAUUGUUUUGAGUAUGCUAUUAAUUGAUAGUAUGUUGCUACCAGAAAAGGGAUUGGAAAUUUAACAUUGAGGUGUCAAUCUCAAUGCAGCAAUAAUUUUUCAACCAUGGGGUGAAGUGACUUUAUUAAGACAUCAAUAAAUAUUGUGUGCCACUUAUUCCUGAAGUAUAUUGCAGUUUUACUUCCAUUUUGACACUUCACCUUGAGUAAAUUUAAUGUACUUGUUUGUCUUAGUUUUACACUAGCUUUGCAGCUGAGGCAAUGCACUUAUUUUCAUUAUAUUUCGCAAGCCAUUCUUUUGAGUUAUUCCAGUGUCUUCUCUGUUAUAUGUUUUUUGUUGGUUUUAUUUUUUUUCUUGUUUUUGUGUUGUGAUGGAUAUACUAUUUGCUUGUUAUAGGUUAUAUAGUCUGUAUAACAAGGUAUGACCAACACACUAAAAGUAUUUAAAAAUUAAUUAAUUCAUGAUAUACAAUUCAUAGGUUCACAUAUAUUUAAACGUUGUCACAUAAAUAAUAUUAAAAAAGGAGUGUAGAGAGAAUAUAUUUUUUCAUUUAGUUAG
Messenger RNA from Pelobates cultripes (western spadefoot toad), 7850 nucleotides. The record is from the annotation of a GenBank genome assembly. Lineage: Eukaryota; Metazoa; Chordata; Amphibia; Anura; Pelobatidae.